ACAUCCGGCCAGAUCAGUUUACAAUAGGGAGUAAUCGACACUUAGCGCCUCAUGAGCUCUCACCCGUUCCAGAUCGACUUCUAGAAUCAUCGGUGGCCUAGCUUAGCUCUCCCGUUCCGUUUAACCCUAGCUAUCUGUGCGCACGAUUCUCCAUCACCGGUUUCUGCAUCGAUCCUGCUCCCUCACCCUCCGGUUUCUUCGGUCUGCUGCGCCUCUCACAGCCGGUUGGUCCUCGCUAGGUCUUCUUCCUGAGCUAUUAUUGUCGAUUUUAGGAAUUCAGAUUAAGCUAACAAAAUUUCCAGUCAUCAACAACCUCAGGGAUAAAAUCUCCAAGCAUAUGAUUAUUAAGUUCACAACAUUGCCCUAAGCAAACAGGAGGAGUUGAGUGUGGUUACUUUGUGAUGAAGUACAUGAAGGAUAUUGUAUCUGACGUGAAUCGUUUGAAACAGAAUAUCCUUAUUGCUCAGGCAUAAAGUAAAACCUUUACACAGAGAAGUUGGAUUGCUGUGUGACCAAGUUAGUUUUGGUGAGAAACUUGGCAGAGCAAACAGCAUUCUUUAUAUAGACAGAAGAUUCUUCACUGCAGUAAAGUUUAACCAUCAUGUCUUGGUGUACCAUUGAAUCUGAUCCCGGGGUUUUCACUGAGCUCAUUCAGCAGAUGCAAGUAAAAGGAGUGCAGGUUGAAGAAUUGUAUACAUUGGACCUUGAUGCUCUCAAUGACCUUAGGCCAAUCUAUGGAUUAGUUUUUCUUUUCAAGUGGCGCCCUGGCGAAAAAGAUGACCGUCUAGUGAUCAAGGAUCCCAACCCCAACUUAUUUUUCGCUAGCCAGGUUAUCAAUAAUGCAUGUGCCACCCAAGCAAUCCUGUCAAUCCUUCUGAACAGCCCAGACAUUGACAUAGGCCCAGAACUUUCUCAGCUAAAAGAUUUCACAAAGAAUUUCCCACCCGAGCUCAAGGGCUUAGCCAUCAACAACAGUGAUUCGAUCCGGGCUGCCCAUAACAGCUUCGCACGACCAGAGCCGUUCGUUCCUGAGGAGCAGAAAACUGCAGGGAAAGACGACGAUGUCUAUCAUUUCAUAAGUUACAUUCCAGUCGACGGCAUACUGUACGAGCUUGACGGGCUGAAAGAAGGGCCCAUCAGCCUUGGACAAUGCCCCAGUGGGCCGAAUGAGGAUUCCGAGUGGUUGCGAUUGGUUCAGCCUGUGAUUCAGGAAAGGAUUGAGAGGUAUUCGAGGAACGAAAUAAGGUUCAACCUGAUGGCCAUAAUCAAGAACAGGAAAGAAAUGUACACUGCUGAGUUGAAGGAGCUUCAGAGGAAAAGAGAAAGGAUUCUUCAGCAAUUGGCUGCUUUACAAUCAGAGAGGGUUAUGGUGGAUGGAAGCAACGUGGAGGCACUGAAUAAAACACUAACGGAAGUGAACUCGGGCAUUGAAGUGGCUACUGAGAAGAUACUGGUGGAAGAAGAGAAGUUCAAGAAAUGGAAAACCGAAAACAUCCGCAGAAAGCACAACUAUAUUCCCUUCUUGUUCAACUUCCUGAAGGUUCUUGCUGAAAAGAAGCAGUUGAGACCUCUUAUAGAGAAGGCAAAACAAAAAGCUAGCAAAUCGUAAUAGGUCUGGAAAAAGUGUACGCACAGCUCAAGUAUGGCAUGAUCUUUUCUCAUUGCUGUUUCAUGGCAUUAAUCAAUAUUAUUAUCACGUUUUAGUUAUUACUGAGAUUUUGCUUAAACUACAAUGAUCUUAUAAUAUCCACUGGGAUUGUUUGCUUUUGAUUUAAUAGAUUUUUGUGUUGUUUACUUGUAACUUAAUGGCCUUGCCAGGGGAUUGACUUAAUUGACGGUAUCUCUAUUGUUUCUUUUGCCAAGGAAUAGUGUUUAUGUAGUAUACAAAAAUAAACACUCUCUUACACAAAGGCCAGUUGGUUUAAUACAGAUACACAUUUUAAUUUGGAUAGAA
This is a messenger RNA of Cuscuta europaea, 1954 nucleotides long. The record is from the annotation of a GenBank genome assembly. Lineage: Eukaryota; Viridiplantae; Streptophyta; Magnoliopsida; Solanales; Convolvulaceae.